Molecule: messenger RNA, 1339 nt
Organism: Arabidopsis thaliana (thale cress)
Lineage: Eukaryota; Viridiplantae; Streptophyta; Magnoliopsida; Brassicales; Brassicaceae
Gene: GolS10
Product: Nucleotide-diphospho-sugar transferases superfamily protein
Exons: 4
Coding region: 96-827 (243 amino acids)
Biological process (GO): response to oxidative stress
Cellular component (GO): cytoplasm
Molecular function (GO): inositol 3-alpha-galactosyltransferase activity; glycosyltransferase activity
Source: RefSeq, marked reviewed
UAUAUAAUAUCACCAUCGACAUAUCUUAUAACCGCAACCAAAAAAAAAGUUCUUAUCUUUUAAAACUUAUCUAAAGAGACUAAGCUUCUUUUGAGAUGGCACCAACGGAGAUGAACAUCGAAAGAAAGGUAGAGGCUGACGUGGCGGUGAUUCCUAAUGAUGGAAAAAGGGCUUACGUCACUUUCCUAGCUGGUAACCAAGACUAUUGGAUGGGUGUGGUUGGUUUAGCCAAGGGACUUCGUAAGGUGAAAGCAGCUUAUCCUCUUGUUGUGGCUAUGCUCCCAGACGUACCGAAAGAACACCGUCAAAUCUUGGUGGCUCAAGGAUGUAUCAUCCGGGAGAUUGAACCGGUUUAUCCGCCGGAAAACCAAGCUGGUUAUGCUAUGGCUUAUUACGUUAUCAACUACUCCAAGCUUCGAAUUUGGGAGUUUGUGGAAUAUGAGAAGAUGAUAUAUUUAGAUGGAGACAUACAAGUGUUUAGCAACAUCGAUCAUCUAUUUGACACUCCAUCUGGCUACUUGUACGCCGUCAAAGACUGUUUUUGCGAGGGUUCUUGGUCAAAAACACCUCAAUACAAGAUUGGUUACUGCCAACAGUCGCCCGAAAAAGUGAGGUGGCCGAUGAACAGUCUUGGUCAUGUGCCGCCAUUGUAUUUCAACGCGGGUAUGUUGGUCUUUGAACCAAAUCUCCUCACUUACGAGGAUCUUCUUCAAACUGUUCAAGUCACCACUCCUACUUCAUUCGCCGAACAGAGAUAUUUACAAGCCAAUCCCUUCGACGUACAACCUCGUACUAGCUAUGCUUUGGCGUCAUCCCGAAUGCAUUGACCUCGACCAAAUCAAUGUUGUUCAUUAUUGUGCUAAAGGCUCAAAACCUUGGAGAUUCACUGGAGAAGAGGAGCAUAUGGACCGAGAAGAUAUUAAAAUGUUGGUGAAAAAAUGGUGGGACAUUUAUGAAGACACGAGUUUAGACUACAAGACAUUUGUUGAGAACGAGUCGAAGCUGAAUCCGAUCGUUGCAGCCUUGGCCUCUAAAGAAUCAGGUUGUGAUGGUCUUACUAGCCUCGCUCCUUCCGCCGCAAAAUCAAAUCCCUAACAUGCAUGGAAGCUAUCUUUUAUCGCUUUCUUUUUAAUGCAAGGUUUUAGCUAUAUCUAUAAUUUUCUUAUAAUUAUAUAUAGCAAACUUCUUUUAUGUUUGUGAGAUAAGAGUGGUUGGUCUUGUGUUUUUUCAAGACUUUUAUUUCCAUGACAACCUCGGCUACCCUUAAUUUGCUUUUGUAUCCCCCUCUCUUUUUAAUAAGUAAUCAAUAAUAAGAAUGAUAAUGCUAUUAUGGCUUUAA